CUGAUCGACUACAUCAUCGGUGGUGGAUAGAUUAGUACGCCUGCGCCGUCAAGACGUCACGUCUCUGGAUGUAAAUACGCACAGGUAGUCAGAAAGGUGAGUUUUGCGUGAUUUCCUGGUGAAAGUGAAGUGAAACAAACUGAAUGAGAAUAUUUUAAGACUGGUUUUAAUCAUUUAAAAAUAAUUCAAAGCUGUCAAAGCUUCCUGGAUACAAGUUUAAACUACAGUUACGGCGAUGGAAGACAGAGACGGAGCUGCAGCCUCUGAAUCAAUGGCCUCUGAACAAGAUCAGGAAGUUCCACCUUCCCGUCCUGUGUCCAACGUCACACCUGAUCCUGCAGAUGAUUCAGUCACAGAUGAACCUCAAACCAGAGCAGACGUCUUAAAAUAUUACUGUCACCUCACCCUGGACCCAAACACAGCAUACAGAGAGAUGCUUCUGUCUGAGAGCAACAGAAAAGUGGAGCUCACCAAUUUAGUCCAGGACUAUCCUGAACACCCAGACAGGUUCUCUCACCUCUUUCAGGUGCUAUGUAAAGAGAGCCUGUCUGGACGCUGUUACUGGGAGGUGGAGUUUAAAGAGUCUGUUGAAAUAGCAGUGGCGUACAAAGAUCUCGGCAGAUCAGACUAUUACGCUGAGUGUGCGUUUGGUUGCAACGACAAAUCCUGGAGUUUAGACUUAAACAGAAACUAUAAAUGUUUCAGACACAAUGAUGAAGAGACUGAGGUGCCAGAGCCUCAGUCCUCCAGAGUCGGUGUGUAUCUUGAUCAUAAGGCCGGUAUUCUGACCUACUACUGCGUCUGUGACACGACGCUGCAGCUCAUACACAGAGUUGAAACAUCAUUCACAAAGCCGCUCUACCCCGGGCUGUGGGUCGCAGGCACCGCCAAGCUGUGUGACCUGGAGUAGAGGUGCAGACAAAUACUGAAGACUCUGUCCUGUGUCAGCAAAUGUCAGUCCACUGGUAAAAAUGUACAUUUUAAUUUACAUUAGAGAUGAGGAUGAACAUUCACACACAUAAAGAGACUACAAGGAAUACAAAGUAUUAUAAUGUAUCUUAAAAGAAUCUUGUCAUUUUACAUUUUUAGCCAUGCUAGCCUUGUGGCUCCAUGUGUUUUGGAUUGAUUGCUAUGAAAUUAUGUGCAGACAUUCAUGUUCCUCAGAGGAUUUCUUAAAAGACUUUGGUAAUCCCCUCUUCCCUGGAGAAGACCCAGAACUCACUGUAUAUAUAUAUAUAUAUAUAUAUACAUACAUACAUACAUACAUACAUAUACAUAUAUAUGAGAAUUAUAAUCCUCUCGUCCAUAUCGCAGCAAGAAAGUGAACAUGGUCAUUAAUAAGUGCAUUUCCCAAAAUCUUAAACUAUUCUUCUAAGCUUCUUUGACAUAACUCUGGGGACUGGCUGACCACCUGAGGCUGGCUACUGAAUGAGUCAAUCUCCAUAAGCGCAGCAUGCGCACAGUUCCGUCCCUUCUGCCAUAGCAUCUCUCAACAAAGCAUCCCGGUAACUACCAUGUGUGGGAGCUAUGGGUAUGGGAUAGGGGUGGAGAAAUGUGCUGUAUUGAAUGUUUAUGCUGUCGUGUUUCCAUGUACAGUACGUACCUGUGUUUAAAUGUCCUUGUAAGUACAAUAAAGUAUCUAUC
Messenger RNA from Larimichthys crocea (large yellow croaker), 1644 nucleotides. RefSeq names its product stonustoxin subunit alpha. Gene Ontology annotation, molecular function: protein binding. The transcript is spliced from 4 exons. Bases 236 to 910 code for a protein of 224 amino acids. NCBI's taxonomy places the organism in Eukaryota, Metazoa, Chordata, Actinopteri, Sciaenidae. The record is from RefSeq and is a predicted model, not a curated record.